GAUUGAAGAAUGAGACGUGGGCAACUUUAUGUCAUUCAUAACUCGUAUGAAUAUGUAAUGUGUAUUCAGCCACUAUUUUAUUUUCUUCUCUAACGGGACCUUGGAUCUGUUGAGGCUUUUACAGGGAGAUUUUGUUAACUUUUGGUAAACGUUUUGACAUUUCACACCGGUCUACCACUGCAAAAGGCCACCCUUUGCAUAAAGGCUACGAGCAUAGCACGAAACACUUACCACCUCACCAGAGGGUUGUCAAAAGUGAAGGCUCAUUCGUCAAAAGCCUAAUUAAUCUAUUCUACGCAUUCGUGGGUUGGAUUUGGUUUCCUUUGGUCUAUGCAAUGCCCAUUAUAGUUAUGUUUAUGUCUGUCUAAGAUGUGUUAGCACCAACCACUGCAAAUGAUCCCUUUUGUGUGUACUAAGGAAGCUUUUCACAGCUCAAAUGCAAGUACUCUAGUCAAAUCAACUCAACUCUUGGAGUUUUGUUUGUAGAUUCUUUUGGCUAAUUUGGUAUCUGGGCUAUAUAGUGUUUCGGCUUUUUGGCUCAUUGCAUUGCUCAACUGUUCUCUGCCUGAUUUCUUGGCUGUAAUGUUUCAGGGCAUGGGGUAUGAAGGGUUGAUUCCAAGACACAAGCGUUCAAAGAGCUUUCCUGAUAAGAAAAGAAUGGAGGAUGAUAAUGCAGAUAACCACCUCGAGACCUCAGAUCGAACAAAGCUGGAUACAGGGUACCUCACGGAAUGCGGUAAGCCAAGGAAAAAACAAACCCCUACAAAUGAUGUUCAACUUACACUGAAGCAAGAGAUUUUACAAUUAGAGAAAAGACUACAAGAUCAAUUUGAGGUCAGAUGCACGUUAGAAAAGGCUCUUGGAUACAGACCUAAAUCUCUUGUUACAUCAAAUGACAAGAUACUGCCCAAGCCAACGUCCCAAUUAAUUAAAGAGAUUGCGGUGUUAGAGUUAGAAGUUGUGUAUUUGGAACAAUAUCUUCUCUCCUUGUAUCGUAAAGCAUUUGAUGAACAAUUACCCUCUGUAGUUCCAUUCACCAAGGGGGAAAAAAUAAAGUCUUCUCCAACUGCACCUACAGCAAUAUUCGUUGAAGUAUCUAAGCCUGAGCUCUUAACCAAAAGAGGAAGCUCUGCGGUACAAUCAAUUCAUCAUGAGCUUGAUGCUACGCAAAAGGAAUAUAGUGUAAAUGAACCUCAGACUUUAGGGAAAGAAUACAGUGUACAUCAACCAGAAGGAAAACAUUUAGACUCAGGCGUAUAUCGUUGCCACUCCUCGUUAUCACAGUGUACAGCAUUUACAACGAGAGUAUCACCUCCUGCAGCAGAUGAAUUAACUGAAUCUCUGCGUGCUUGUCAUUCCCAACCACUGUCCAUGAUGGAGUAUGCCCAAAAUGUUGAUGCUUCAUCAAGAAUAAUCAGUUUGGCAGAGCAUCUUGGCACUCGAAUAUCUGAUCAUAUUCCAAAUACACCUAAUAGGCUUUCUGAGGAUAUGGUCAAAUGCAUAUCAGCUAUAUAUUGCAAACUCGCAGAUCCAUCUACGACAAAUCCUGGUCUUUCAUCUCCCAGUUCAUCCUUGUCUACAACUAGUGGCUUUUCUAUUGGAGAUCAAGGAGACAUGUGGAGUCCAGGGUUCAGGAAUUCCUCCUUUGAUGUGAGGUUAGACAAUCCUUUCCAUGUGGAAGGACUCAAGGAGUUUAGUGGGCCAUACAGCACCAUGGUUGAGGUAUCAUGGAUUUACCGAGAGAAUCAGAAAUUGGGUGAUACUGAGCAGUUGCUCAAGAAUUUCAGAUCACUCAUCUGUCAACUAGAAGAUGUAGAUCCUGGGAAGUUAAAACAUGAGGAGAAAUUAGCUUUCUGGAUCAACAUACACAAUGCUUUGGUGAUGCAUGCAUUUUUGGCUUAUGGAAUUCCGCAAAACAACGUGAAAAGAGUCCUCCUUCUGUUGAAGGCUGCAUAUAAUGUUGGUGGUCAUACAGUCAGUGCAGACACAAUACAGAAAGCUAUACUCGGGUGCCAGAUGCCUCGCCCCGGACAGUGGCUACGCUUGUUCUUUUCUCCAAGGACAAAAUUCAAAGCUGGAGAUGGACGACAAGCAUUUGGUAUUGAGCAUCCUGAGCCUCUUCUACACUUCGCUCUCUGUUCAGGAAACCAUUCUGAUCCAGCGGUACGUGUAUAUACACCCAAGAGAGUAGUUCAAGAACUAGAAGCUGCAAAGGAAGAAUACAUUCGAGCCACCUUUGGGGUACGUAAGGAUCAGAAAAUACUCUUACCUAAGCUUGUGGAGUCAUUUUGUAAAGACUCGAGUUUAUGCUCUGCUGGUACCCUGGAGAUGAUCCAAAAGUCUCUACCUGAAUCUCUAAGAAAGAGUGUUAAAAAAUAUUGCCUUGCAAAAUCUAAGAAGAGCAUAGAGUGGAUUCCACACAACUUCACUUUUCGAUAUCUCAUACCCAAGGAGCUGGUAAAAUAAUUGCUUGUUAGCCUUCCUUCUUAUUAUGGGAGACAAUCUACAUCAAGCUUUAAAAAACAGUCCAAAGCUGCAAUUGUAGUCGAAUUUCUCAGCAAUUUUUCAAAAUAUCGAGGAUGACAAUGGAACUGCAUCUACGACUGCCACUGCAAUUUUAAACCUUGAUCUACAUUGUUUGCUCUAUUAUGUAUUCUUUUGUACAAAGUUGACAGGGUAGCAGCAACAGCAAAAUCUAAUACUCCAAUGUGUUGCAUUUUGUGUAUGCAUUGUGUAACAGUUUCAUUGUAUUAUCUGUAAUUGAUGUAAGCUUAUUCAUAGAGUUGAGAUUAUGAUAUUAGCAGUAUAAA
Vigna unguiculata (cowpea) is the source of this 2810-nucleotide messenger RNA. RefSeq lists its product as uncharacterized. Lineage: Eukaryota; Viridiplantae; Streptophyta; Magnoliopsida; Fabales; Fabaceae. The record is from RefSeq and is a predicted model, not a curated record.